GGUCCCGAAGUCCUUCCGGUUCAGAGUUCAGGGGUUAAACACAUGGCGCGCUAGCAAUGAAUGGUGUUGCUGUACGUAUAUAAUCUCAUUUUGGAAUACAUUUAGAACAUAAAACAUUUUAAAGGAACGCAAAAUUAGCAUAAAGAAGGGAAGUGGCCACUGGACAGCUAAUUUAGCGAAAACGCAAUAUCAUAAGUGUCGAACGGAACGCAUAUCUUGUUCUGGGUGUCAAGUUCAGGACUGAAACGAAAUGGCAGGGAUUUUGUUUGAAGAUAUAUUCGAUGUGAAGGACAUUGACCCUGAUGGAAAGAAAUUUGACAGAGUGUCUCGUCUACAUUGUGAGAGUGAGUCUUUCAAAAUGGACCUCAUUCUUGAUGUCAACAUUCAGAUAUAUCCUGUGGACCUUGGAGACAAGUUCCGGUUGGUCAUAGCAAGUACUCUGUAUGAAGAUGGCACUCCGGACGAUGGGGAAUAUAACCCACAGGAUGAUCGCCCCUCGCGGGCGGACCAGUUUGAUUACGUGAUGUACGGCAAAGUGUACAAAAUCGAGGGAGACGAGACGUCCACCGAGGCGGCUACACGUCUAUCGGCAUAUGUAUCCUAUGGAGGCCUGCUGAUGAGGCUGCAGGGAGACGCCAACAACCUGCACGGCUUCGAAGUGGACUCCCGGGUCUAUCUGCUUAUGAAGAAGCUGGCCUUCUGAAAGCACCAGCAUUUGUUAAGCAGCUCCAUCAACACUGUGAAGAGAAUUUGCUGAGAAAACUCAGUGUUUUACACCGGUGUGCUGCUGGUGCUCUAUGCUGUUUUGUUAUACCAUGUAAAUAAAUGUUUUAUAUAUAUAUAUAAAUAGGGUUCUGUUUGAUGUAUGAUGGUACUUAAUUAUCCCACUGGGAGGUAUAAUCUUGUCGCCAUGACACACAUGUAGGUGAGAACAUGCUUGCCAAUGAAUUCAGCCACAUGUAGUGGCAGGUUUGGAGCCCAGGGUUCAGGGCCUUGCUCAAGGGCCCAGAGAAAUACCAAGGCUGGGCUUGAAUCAAUGACCUUCUGAUCUCAGGCCUGGAGCCUUAGUUCCCUUAGCCACAUGCUAGCCUCCAAGUUGUGUCUCCUGGAAUUCCAGUAUCUUUGAAACCCGGCCGGCCAUUGCUGAUUGGAGAUCAUCUUAGCCAAACUUUUUCUGAGUCACUUAUUUCUGUGUAGUGAGUGAGGGACUUAAAGAUUAUGGCUGUACCGACAGUGAAACGGUGAAAACGAUGCAGCCCUGAUAACCCGAUACCGUGCCUGCGACUGCAGGUGAGAAUGGAAUAUGAGAUGGUUACCCAUACCGAUGGUGAAUUAUAGAUUAAACUCAGAGCAGCCCUAUCAGUGGCUGCUAUUCGGUAGGACAAAAUACUAGCAAUGGAAAAAAUGUUAAAAGUUAUUGUUCUGUGAGGUGUGAAUCUAUAAAAGAAAAAAAAACUUUCA
This is a messenger RNA of Brienomyrus brachyistius, 1461 nucleotides long. It is a transcript of the gene polr2h, whose product is annotated as RNA polymerase II, I and III subunit H. NCBI's taxonomy places the organism in Eukaryota, Metazoa, Chordata, Actinopteri, Osteoglossiformes, Mormyridae. Gene Ontology annotation, biological process: DNA-templated transcription. The coding region runs from base 251 to 703 and encodes 150 amino acids. Gene Ontology annotation, cellular component: RNA polymerase I complex; RNA polymerase II, core complex; RNA polymerase III complex. Gene Ontology annotation, molecular function: DNA-directed RNA polymerase activity. The record is from RefSeq and is a predicted model, not a curated record. The transcript is spliced from 6 exons.